This is a messenger RNA of Malurus melanocephalus (red-backed fairy wren), 2045 nucleotides long. RefSeq names its product ring finger and CHY zinc finger domain containing 1 (gene RCHY1). The record is from RefSeq and is a predicted model, not a curated record. NCBI's taxonomy places the organism in Eukaryota, Metazoa, Chordata, Aves, Passeriformes, Maluridae. Bases 44 to 847 code for a protein of 267 amino acids. Gene Ontology annotation, molecular function: zinc ion binding; ubiquitin protein ligase activity. Gene Ontology annotation, cellular component: nucleus. The transcript is spliced from 9 exons. Gene Ontology annotation, biological process: ubiquitin-dependent protein catabolic process; protein ubiquitination.
GGAAGCGGAAGCGGCGGAGCGGGGCCAGGCGGCGGCGGCGGCCAUGGCUACGGCGGGGGGAGCGGCGAGACGCGAGCCGGGAUCCGAACCGGGAUGCGAACCGGGAUGCGAACCGGGAUGCGAACACUACCGGCGGGGCUGCCGGCUGCGGGCGCCGUGCUGCGGGAAGCUGUACCCGUGCCGCCUGUGCCACGAUGGCGCCGAGGAGCACCAGCUGGACCGCUUCCGAGUGACCGAGGUGCAGUGUGUCCGCUGCCGCCUCCUGCAGAAGGCCCAGCAGCGCUGCGAGGGCUGUGACAGCCUCUUUGGRGAGUACUACUGUGACAUCUGCCACCUGUUUGACCGUGACAAGAAGCAGUACCACUGCCAGGAGUGUGGCAUYUGCAGGAUUGGCCCCAAGGAGGAUUUCUUCCACUGCUCCAAGUGCAAUUUGUGCCUGAGCGUGAGUCUCCGAGGAAAGCACAAGUGUAUUGAAAAUGUCUCCAGGCAGGACUGUCCGAUAUGUUUGGAGGAUAUUCACACGUCUCGUGUUGGAGCCCACGUUCUGCCAUGUGGUCACCUCCUUCACAGAACGUGUUACGACGAAAUGCUGAAGGAAGGGUACAGGUGUCCCUUGUGCAUGCACUCGGCGUUGGACAUGACCAGGUACUGGCGCCAGCUGGACAACGAAGUGGCACAGACUCCCAUGCCCACGGAGUACCAGAACAUGAUGGUGGAGAUCCUUUGCAACGACUGCAAUGCCCGCUCCACGGUGCAGUUCCACCUGCUGGGCAUGAAGUGCAAGAGCUGUGAGUCGUACAACACUGCUCAGGACGGGCGGUGCCGGCUGUCCUUGGAGGAGCAGUGACCGGGAGCCGUGCGGUGUUCGGCCGGACGGGCAACGCUCCGCCCUGGGAGAGACUGGUUUGCACACAAAGAAACUCUUGUCCAUAAGAUUUCCAGUGUUCCAAGUUCAAGGAGUCCUUCACUGCAUCAGGGAGGAGGGAGCUUAGAGGAGCAGCACRAGGAGAUGUGAUGAGCAGCUGAUGCAGCAGCAGGAGGAGCUUGGGGAUGGCUGAAGGGGAGGUGGAGGUGCAGCUCUCAGGGCUGAUGUUUCCAGGGAAAACGGGUCGUUUUGAGAGGUCUUUUGGGGCAGCACUGACAUCUGCAGGGCAGUGUGUGAGGGCCUGGUGUUCCUGGGAAUGUGUUCCAGAGCCCCGGAUUCAGUGCUGUGGGCGCUGCACCAGGGACCAGGCAGGAGUGGCAUCCUUUGGCUCCCGUCACACAUUAUCACUGUGGGUGCAGAAUUCCCUCAGAACAAGGGAAUUGYCCUGCUUGCUGGGAUGGACAGCUGGAAGAUCAAGCUGCAAARCCCCCCAUUUUCCCCUGGACACCCGUCCUGACCUGCUGCCGUCCCUUCACUCAGAUUCCUUGGCCAGCUGCAGUCGCUUUUGUCCCCGUUUCUUCCCCGUUUGGCGUUACUCACUGGCAGACCGAGGUGCUGUGGGGUUUUAGACACGUGCGUAGCUCGAUUUUGCUGGCCAAGUACCUGAAGUGAAGCACAUAGUUCACAUCAGGCUGAGCYUGAGGUGCUCACUGAAAUACCAUCACUCCAGUGGUGCAGGGACCAAUUUUCUGUGCUUUUGGCRUUUGUCAAUGGUAAAACUUCACUGCAGGGAGAGAAUGUGGGGGCGAGCGACUGCCUUUUUAAAAGAUAAAAACCCCAACCCCACCCCUUCUUUGUGUAAUGUCCUGCCCGAGGUGUUUUGCAGUCUUAAAUAUUGCAGAAAGUUCUUGAUUUCUUUGAAUUUCACAUGCAGAUAAUUUACAGUAAUGAGAUACAAAAACAGAUCAGUUACUCUUCAGGUUACAACUACUGGUUUUUAACUUGUUCUGUUGUAAAAUGAGCUUUUCUUAAUCCAACAGUGCCCCUUUCUGUAUGGAGUAUUUAGGAUUUGGAUGAUAGCUAUCGUAGUUUGCCUGGACUGAGGUAUCUUUUUCUGGAGCACUUUUCUCACUGCUAURAAUAAAUGUAAAAUAACGUCUCUAUUAAAAUAAACAAUUGG